AUGGCUUCCGUCCCGAGUGUGCAAUGCUUCGGCAAGAAGAAGACCGCCACCGCUGUCGCCCACUGCAAGCAAGGCAAGGGCCUCAUCAAGGUUAACGGCCAACCCAUCUCCCUGGUCCAGCCCGAGAUCCUCCGCUACAAGGUCUACGAGCCCCUCCUGAUCGUCGGUGUUGACAAGUUCGCCGGUGUCGACAUCCGUGUCCGUGUCACCGGUGGUGGUCACACUUCCCAGGUCUACGCUAUCCGUCAGGCCGUUGCCAAGUCCAUCGUCGCAUACUACCAGAAGUACGUCGAUGAGCACUCCAAGAACCAGCUCAAGCAGGCCUUCGUCCAGUACGACCGCACCUUGCUUGUUGCCGACAACCGUCGCGCAGAGCCCAAGAAGUUCGGAGGUCGUGGUGCCCGCGCCCGUUACCAAAAGUCCUACCGUUAA
Penicillium taxi is the source of this 432-nucleotide messenger RNA. Its product is annotated as 40S ribosomal protein uS9. Gene Ontology annotation, molecular function: structural constituent of ribosome; RNA binding. Lineage: Eukaryota; Fungi; Ascomycota; Eurotiomycetes; Eurotiales; Aspergillaceae. The transcript is spliced from 4 exons. Bases 1 to 432 code for a protein of 143 amino acids. The record is from RefSeq and is a predicted model, not a curated record. Gene Ontology annotation, biological process: translation; maturation of SSU-rRNA from tricistronic rRNA transcript (SSU-rRNA, 5.8S rRNA, LSU-rRNA). Gene Ontology annotation, cellular component: cytosolic small ribosomal subunit; ribosome.